Molecule: messenger RNA, 1124 nt
Organism: Passer domesticus (house sparrow)
Lineage: Eukaryota; Metazoa; Chordata; Aves; Passeriformes; Passeridae
Product: olfactory receptor 14A16-like
Exons: 1
Coding region: 152-1084 (310 amino acids)
Biological process (GO): detection of chemical stimulus involved in sensory perception of smell; G protein-coupled receptor signaling pathway
Cellular component (GO): plasma membrane
Molecular function (GO): G protein-coupled receptor activity; olfactory receptor activity
Source: RefSeq, a predicted model, not a curated record
UAAACCUCAGAUCUCUUAAACACUAAAGAGGGUCUGUGUGGGUUACAGGGGAUGGUGUCUGGGAAAUGGCUUUGAACUUGGUCACAGACAUCUCAUCUAAGACUUCAUUGAACUUUAUCCAUGCACAGAUCCCUAUGGCCAGCCCCAGCAAAUGUCCAACAGCAGCUCCAUCAGCCACUUCCUCCUGCUGGCAUUGGCAGACACGCGGCAGCUGCAGCUCCUGCACUUCUGCCUCUUGCUGGGCAUCUCCCUGGCUGCCCUCCUGGGCAACGGCCUCAUCAUCAGCGCCGUAGCCUGCGGCCACCACCUGCACACGCCCAUGUUCUUCUUCCUGCUCAACCUGGCCCUCAGCGACCUGGACUCCAUCUGCACCACUGUCCCCAAAGCCAUGCACAAUUCCCUCUGGGACACCAGGAACAUCUCCUACACAGGAUGUGCUGCACAGCUCUUUUUAUUUCUGUUCUUCAUCUCAGCAGAGAUUAAUCUUCUGAUCAUCAUGUGCUACGACCGCUACGUGUCCAUCUGCAAACCCCUGCACUACGGGACCCUCCUGGGCAGCAGAGCUUGUGCCCACAUGGCAGCAGCUGCCUGGGCCAGUGCCUUUCUCCAUGCUCUCAUGCACACAGCCAAUACAUUUUCCCUGCCCCUGUGCCAUGGCAAUGCCCUGGGCCAGUUCUUCUGUGAAAUCCCCCAGAUUCUCAAGCUCUCCUGCUCCAAAUCCUACCUCAAGGAAUCUGGACUUCUUGUGUUUUCCAUCUCUUUAGUAUUUUGCUGUUUUGUGUUCAUUGUUUUCUCAUAUGUGCAGAUUUUCAGGGCUGUGCUGAGGAUCCCCUCUGACCAGGGAAGGCACAAAGCCUUUUCCACCUGCCUCCCUCACCUGGCUGUGCUCUCCCUAUUUAUAAGCACCUCAUUUUUUACCUACCUGAAGCCUCUUUCAAUGUCUUCCCCAUCCCUGGAUCUGGCCCUGUCGGUUCUGUACUCAGUGGUGCCUCCAUCCCUGAACCCUCUCAUCUACAGCCUGAGGAACCAGGAGCUCAAGGCUGCAGUGUGGAGACUGAUGACUGGAUGCUUUCAGAAACAUUAAACUGCUGGCCAAUUUCUGAAAAUCACUUGUAAUAAAAGUA